This is a messenger RNA of Condylostylus longicornis, 3344 nucleotides long. Its product is annotated as selenoprotein BthD. NCBI's taxonomy places the organism in Eukaryota, Metazoa, Arthropoda, Insecta, Diptera, Dolichopodidae. The coding region runs from base 177 to 536 and encodes 119 amino acids. The transcript has a single exon. The record is from RefSeq and is a predicted model, not a curated record.
AUAUAGUCAAAUAAAUAAUGUAUAUUAAAAUUAGUUUAAUGCUUUCAUAUUUAUUUUUUAUUGGCUAAGUAGGUUUUUGUAAUAAAAAAAUUUUUAAAAAUUUAUUUGAAUUCAGCGCCCAUAGUAUUAAUAAUCAAAUGUAAUAUUGAAAUUCUUAAUAAUUUUUGUUGAUAAAAAUGCCAAAAAAAAUAAAAAAAAAAAUUAAUUGGGCAGAUGAUUCAGUUUUUGAUAAAAGUCGUGCUAUCAUUUAUAUUGAAUAUGCUGAUGAUUGUUUUGUUUUUAAAGAAAAGGCCAAUGAACUUUUAUCAUUUGUACAAGAAAGAUUCCCAGAAUGGAACUUUGUUAUAGUAAAGAAUAUGUAUGGUCAAAUUGUUCCAAGACCUGAAUCAUUUGAAGUAAGUUUUUCACAAAAUGCUAGAAUGCAUCCGGAGGUUUUAUGGAGUGGAAUUAAUAAAGGACCCCCAAGAGCUGAUAAAUUUCCAAAAACUUUUGAAGAAUUUAUUCCAAAAAUAUCAAAUUUAUUAAAGCAAAUCUAAUAUCAUGAGGGAGAAAAAGGUGAUUUUUAGAAAUUUAAAUGACAAAUUUUAUAUUUGAAUAGAAGUAUUUCAUUUCCGGUUUAAAAAAAACUACAUAUAUUAUGCUCAUAAAUAUUGAGCUCCCUUAUUAAAUUUUUAGCCAUAGAUAGGUAAAACAGAUAAAAUUAUUAUUCAGUUUCAAUACUUGCUUUCAUAAAAUACGAUUUUGUUAAACUUGCUAGCUAUAUACCACCUUCUUUUGAGUAUACACAUAGUUAUUUAUUGAUGCUUAUGGCAGACACAUCAAUGAGGCAAUUAUAAAUCAUUGUUAAUUUUUGUACUGAUAACACAAACCACAACAAUUUCCGAUAAUUUGAUAAGCAUAACAAAUUUACAAGUGGUUCUACUUGAAAAUUAUAAUUAUUUAAUCGCUUUUUCUGGCGUGAUAAUGAAUGAGAAUAUUAUUUGUAACAUUAUAUGUAUAUAAGGCAGCUACCUAUUUAUACUUAUUUUAUUUAAAGGCUACAACUUAGACUGGUUAUAUUAUUAGUUAGAUAAGAAGUUCAUUAAAUUUAAUCAAUAGAAAAAUAGAUUGGACUGCAUUUUUUUAAUAGGUUUAUAAAAACAAAAAAUUUACUUAUAUGACAAUUUUACUAUUCCCGACAAUUAUCCACAUCUUUCCAAACCAACCUGGUUUAUAAUACAAAUAUAUUUACAUAUAAAUAGCUACAAUAAUUUCCUUGAUAAAGUACCUACAUAACACCGAAUUAUACAACCAAUUUUUCUACACACAACCUAGUAGUAUCAACUAAUUUUUAAUAAAUAUUACACACCUACUUACGAGUACUAUACAUUCCUUUCCAUUCAACUUUAAAAAUCUGCAAAUUUGUGUGGGGUAAAAUAUUGUGAGGUAGAUAAAAGUAUAUAGCAAUUUACUUCUUCAUUAUUCUCUAUUAUAUUGGUAUAUCUACCUAUCUACCUAUGUCGUAUAUUUAUAGAACUUAAUAUAUUCUGACUUAAAUUGCGCAUGAAGGAAUUUGGUAUUUAUACUAUAGUUGCUGCUUUACAUAAAAACGUUUUUUUGUCACAAAAUAUUCUAAGUAUAGAAUUGAAAAUCACGUGGUUUUGUUUUUUUUUAUUGGCGGCAUGUUAUUGAAAAAUUAAUUUUAAUAAGUACUAGAAUAAUACCAGAAAGUAUUUGAAACAAAACAGAUUUGUUAUUGUUUCGUCAAAUAUAAGUAAGUGGAAAACUUUUAAACGAAGAGUCAAGUGACAAGUGAUUAGGGAAUAUACCAAGGUACGUACAUGCUUGGUAAUAUAAGGCAAAGCAGGAUUGUUGUAAAAUGUUUUUGCUAUAAGGAAGAACACUUCUUGAAAUCCACUGAAAAUCAGGUGUCAUUAUGUACCGAAUAUGCAGGUAGAAUCUACUUACUUACGAUAUCACUAGCAUCAAAAAUAUAAAUAUUUUAACCAUAUGUUAGUCACAAAACUUUAUUUGAAUUUUUUGUGUGGAUAGAAACUAAUUUUAUAUGAGUACGUACUUAAAUAACUAUGAACGUUUAAAUUAAUACCAUCUGCAAUAAUUUAAAUAAGUGUUAGAAUUAAAAUUCUGUCUUAAUAUAACACUAGUAAAUAGAUACAUAAUUAAGUAAUACGCGAUUAUUGUCUUGCUUUCCAUUUCUAAUUUGUGACACAUGGUUGUGCUUAAACAAUUAUAAAUUAUUUUGUGUCACGCAAAUGUAUUCCUGCUAAUUUUAAAUUCCAACAUUAUCGAAAAAAAAAUUAUAAUUCCACUAACUAUAAUCACAACACUGCAGCACUUUUAAGUAAUGAUUUUAACUCAUGAUAAGCUUUCUUCUUCUAUUUUGUUUUGUUUUUUUUUCUAUUUUUUUCAAAAACAUAUAUGAGGCCAUAUAUAUGCACUACAGCACUGUUAUAAUUAUUUGCUGUUAUGGAGAGAGAGUAAUUAGAAAAUAUCACCCCACAAAUAUUUUAUAACUAUGUAUAAUUAAUUUUUUAAAAAUUAUUUAAUUAAAAUAAACAUGCUUUUCAUAAUUAUGUUAAAUUGUAGGUAAAAAAAUUAAAAGAAACAAAAAAAAAAUUGUUAAGACACAACAAUCACAGCUGAUUUUGUAUUAAAUGUUGACUUUUAUUAUUGAAUUGAGAAAUUGUUAUACUGUCAAAAACAUAUAUUAUAUGAAAUGUAUUAUAUAUACACAGCCGGUGUGACGUCAACUGCGAAAUUUAUUUAUUUUUCUUCUUUUUUCUUUAUUGUUAUACAUGUGGAUAAUUUUAGAUUUUGUCAAUAAAAAAAAAAUUUAUUACACUUAUAACUAAAAUAGAUUUUUUUUUUUAAUAUUGAUAUCAUAUUAUUUUUUUCUAAAUUCACUUAAUUUUAUAAGAGUUUUAAUUCUAAGAUCUUUCAGAGCAUUUUAAAACAUUGUUUACAAAAACAAAAACUACACAAGUAGGUUACACAUAUUACAAGAUAUUAUACAGAUAAUGUCCUUGGAACAAUUUUUUAUUUUAUGCAUGUAACUAGCGUUAUCUUACUGUUACAAUAACAACACAUACACAUAUUGUUGUAUAUAUAGUACAAAGUAAAUACUAUUAGUACGGUUAUGUGGGCAUAUACAUACAUUAUACAUACUUAUAUAAAAAUUUUUUUUUUCAUCAUGCCAUACAUAACCUUACAUUUUAUUUUGUAAUCAAUUUAAAAAACAUUUUUUAGGAUUUUUUUUUUUAAAUAUUUAACCAAUUUCCACAUUAAAAUUACAAAAACAAAAAACACACACUCAAAAUUCCUUUGAACAUGGACUUUUGUUCAUU